AUGGACAUGAAAAAUCUUCCCUUCUUUGACUUGCCUAGAGGAAGAGUCUUCAACUCCAUAGGGUUGCCGCAUGAACUCUUCCAUCAUUGCUAUGGCACAAUAAGAGGUUGGAUGAUCAUGGUUGAAUCUAUCAGCAAUUCUUUUGAUGAUGUUGAAGACAUUGAUGCACUAAUCUUCUUCUUCAACCCAGUAACAAAUGCUAAGGUCUAUAUGUCAUCAAGUUGGAUUUCUAAUGAGUCAUGGACUAUCGUUCAAGAAUAUGUGUCUACAGCAUUGACGUUCUUGCACGUAGAGAUUAUUGAUGGUAAAUUGUAUGCUUUGACACACUCAGUAUUAAAUUCUAUAGUUUUUUACGAUUUGCGAAAAGAACCUGUAAAACCCAGAAUAUUAGCAAGGCUUCCUGAAAUAGGAUUUUCUACAAUGAGAUUGAAAUCGAGUACCCAAGACUUCCUUUAUGAUGGUGAUGGUGGCAUUAUUAAUGCUUGGGAAGCUCAAGGUGACAUUCGUAAGACUUUGGCAGUUGAUUCUUCAUCAGGAGAGUUAUUCCUUAUUUAUUUGGUUUGCAACUCAAUCUUUAGGUUCAAGAGAAUGCUUAAUGAUACGGUAGGAAAGGAGUAUAUCAGUCCACCCAAAAUUUUAGAUAGUCGAGUGUUUAAGUUAGACAUGAGUAAAGAACCUAGAUGGAUAGAAGUUAAAAACUUGGGAAAUCGCAUGUUGUUCAUUGGGUUUUGGAAAAGUUUUGUGGUGUCAAAUGUUGCUCUUCAAUGCCCUGAAAAGUUUAUCAAAGGAAAUUGUAUCUAUUUUGCUUAUCAUUUUCCAUGUGUUAAGAGUAUCAUAGACGAAUGGAAAGGCUUGAGAAUUGGGAGGCAUCGUAGGACAGAUAGAAUGGUUGAUUACUAUACAUUUGAAAGAUCAAGCUUCAAUGAGGUGCCAUAUCCAGUUUGGUUCAUACCAAGUCUUUCGUGA
This is a messenger RNA of Prosopis cineraria, 966 nucleotides long. RefSeq lists its product as uncharacterized. Bases 1 to 966 code for a protein of 321 amino acids. The transcript has 2 exons. NCBI's taxonomy places the organism in Eukaryota, Viridiplantae, Streptophyta, Magnoliopsida, Fabales, Fabaceae. The record is from RefSeq and is a predicted model, not a curated record.